This is a messenger RNA of Erythranthe guttata (spotted monkey flower), 1380 nucleotides long. RefSeq lists its product as uncharacterized. NCBI's taxonomy places the organism in Eukaryota, Viridiplantae, Streptophyta, Magnoliopsida, Lamiales, Phrymaceae. The record is from RefSeq and is a predicted model, not a curated record.
AACCAUUUCCAAAUACUACCCUAGCUAUUUUACCAGUCAACUAAGUUGACUCAUCUUGCUCUUCUCUGCUAACUUGGAAAAUUCCGAUGCUUUCUUCCCCAUUUUUCCCUUUCAUUUCUACAGAUCAUAUAACGGUCUCCUCAUUGUACAUACAGAUCGUUUAAUCAGUGAAGGGAGGAGAUGAAGAUUAAGUUUGCGCUUCUGGUGGUUGUACUUACAGCAUCAGUCGUUUGUUUUUGUGGAACUGCAGAUUCGGAGGGAAAUGUUGGGGGUACAAAAAAUAGUGUUGGUAAUGGUACAGUAAAUGAAAUAGUUGACCAUACGAAGAAGGAUGAGGGCGGUGACUUAGAUAAGAAUGAAUCAAAAGAGAAGUUGGUGUCGAAAGGAGGGGAGAAUGGGCAGAAGAAAGAGGAGAUAAAGGAGAACGAUGGGUCGGAUUCCGGGUUGGGUAAGGAAGCAAAUGGGGCGAGUUUGGUACCUUUAAUAGAAAAAUGUGAUUCGUCUUCAAAUCGUUGUACGGAUGAUGACAAGACGUUCGUUGCUUGUUUGAGAGUUCCCGGGAAUGAAUCUCCGGCCCUUUCGCUUUUGAUUCAAAACAUGGGAAAAGGCUCCCUCAGCAUUAAUAUUUCAGCUCCUGAUUUAGUUCAGCUAGAGAAAAAUCAGAUCGAGCUGGAAGAGAAGAAAGAUACCGAGGUCAAGGUUUCCAUCACUGGCAUCGAAAAUGGCCACAUCAUCAUACUCACAGCAGGACACGGCAAUUGCAGUCUCAACAUCAGAGACCAAUUAUUGGGGAAAAACAAAAUCGACCAUUCCAACGAACCCCCAAAACCCAAUAUCUUUAACCCGACUUUAUCCACUGCAUUUCUGUUAAUUGUGGCUGCACUACUAAUAGUCGCACUAUCAGUUUUCGUGUGCACCAAAUUAGGUAUAAAGUAUUUCGCAAGAAAAGUACCCAAAUACCAGAAGCUGGAUAUGGAUUUACCCGUUUCUCAUGGCAGCAGAAUCGAGCCAGGUGAGAUCAAGGGCUGGGAUGACAGCUGGGAUGACAGCUGGGACGAUGAAGAAGCACCGAAGACACCUUCAUUACCUCUCACUCCGAGCCUUUCUUCCAAAGGUAUGGCUUCGAGAAAGUUUAGUAAGGAAAGCUGGAAAGAUUAGCUGCAGAUUACGCAAAGAUUAUUGUGAGGUAAAAUGGCUUUUGAAUUCUUAUAUUUUGAUCUGAUAGGAAAAAUAGGGAAACGGUUUUUAGUGACUUGUCUAACCCAACUUUUUAGGGCAAUGUUUCUCUUGUUCUAAAUGCUCGAUUUUGACGUAUUUUAAAAUUGUGGUAUACAUAUAUUGCUUCUGAAAUUUGAGAUGAAAAUGGCUGGAGUCUUUCUU